This is a messenger RNA of Aegilops tauschii subsp. strangulata, 1149 nucleotides long. RefSeq lists its product as uncharacterized. Lineage: Eukaryota; Viridiplantae; Streptophyta; Magnoliopsida; Poales; Poaceae. The record is from RefSeq and is a predicted model, not a curated record.
AUGGAGGAGCCGACGCACACGGCCGCCGGCGGCGACGGCAGCAUACGGGGGUCCUCGUCUGCUUCUGGGGCAGAGCGGUGGUCCAGCCUCCCCGACGACCUCCUCAACAUAGUCUACCUAGGGCUCGUUGCUUGUGCGGUGGACCGCGUCCACUUUGCGGCUGUGUGCACGUCAUUGCGCGCCGUCGCGUCAAGGCACACGCCACGGCACGUCCUUCCUUGGCUGAUCCUCGACCCAAGCGGCCGCGACAAGGCGAAGCACUUGUGUUGCCUCCAAGCUGGCGUGGUCCUGACACGUUUCCAGCUUCCACACCAGGCCAUUGGCAGGCGUUUCGUUGGCAGCCACGACGGCGGCUGGGCAAUAAUAUCUUCGCCGCCCACCUCGCGCGGCUGUAUCCUCGCCGCCGUGACCGACAAGCAUGAAGUUGUGAUUUGCGCGCUUGGCGGUCCAAGGUGUGCAUGGAGGCCACAAAGCUUCUGCAGGGACAUGGUCGUUGAUAUUACCUUCUGCAAUGGCCAUCUCUACUGCUUCAGAUCAGUUACAAACGUGAUCGUCAAGUUUGAGGCAAGCUUGGAAUACGGUGUGCUCAUGUUCAGGCUCCAACGGCUCUAUAUGCAAAACGUUAUAGAGCACCUCUACCUGGGAGGCGAGUACGAUCCAGAGGCGCAUGCCGUGUAUAUUCUUGAGCUACGUGGCAAGCUUGUUGUUGCAACGAGGAGGCCCGGGGGACGGCGAUCGUGGUCGUCCAAUACCCAUGGUUCUUCUUUCAUGGUUUUCGAGCUCGUUUAUGCUGACACGGAAGGGACAGUGGCACGUCAUAUGUACAACUGGGAAGAGGUGACCAGCCUAGGCGACUAUGCCUUAUUCUUGGGGCCAGGUUGCGCCAAGGCGAUACAUGUGUCCACAGGUGAGCGCGACGGCCUGCGGAGAAACCACAUCUACUACUCUCACCACAUAUGCUACAAACAAAAAGAAUUGGUGCCUGACAACGCCCAAGAGUUCCUGACAAGCUCCAGCAACGACGAUUGUCGUGUUUACUACAAGGAAGAUGAAAUUGUUGACAACGAUGUCGAGGGGAUCACCUUGGUAGGGUACUACGUGUUAGGUGGUGGUCAUCCUCCCACGUGGAUGUUCCCUCCAGAUCUUUAG